AUGUCUGACAAACGAGGUAUCCCUGCCAUCACGGGGGAUAUAGACUACCACACAGCAUUCCACGUGUUUCCAGAAGCACUAAUGCCAUUUCGUGGUUCUAUACUAGCUUAUGGUUCUUCUUUUCUUCUGACAUUUCUAGGCUUUCCACUAGACACAGUCAAGACAAGAAUGCAAACCCAUAAACACUUCACUUCGUACUGGGAUUGUGUCAAGAAAACGUACACGAGGGAAGGAGUCAAAGGUUUCUUUCGUGGGAUAUGGGCCCCGCUAGUCCUGACCUCGUUCUCGAAAUCGUUCUCAGUCACACUCUUCACUCUUGUCAAACCUCAUGUCUACCAUUCAAUAUACUCAUUUAACGACUCUAACCCAGCACAUCCAUUUAUUCGAAAUAUCCCCGUUUGUUUCGUAUCAGGAACCAUUGCUGGUGGUGGUGUGUCUCUUUUUGCAUGUCCUUUUGAAUUCACUAAGAUCUACGCUCAACUAGAGAAGUUGGUUCACAACAAAUCCUUGAAAGAACUUCCAGGAAACUUACCAACACAGAACCAAGAGAUGCGUAACACCUCUACAGCCCAAAUAGUGCGACAGAUCAUCAAAUACGAAGGGGUAAGGGGACUAUACUCUGGAUUCAAGUACCAUUUCCUCAGAGAUUCGUUGUCUCUGGGAUUUUACUACUCUAUCUACGAGUCCAUGAAGUGGACCAUGAAUAAUCUCAUCAACAAAGACCCUUUGAAGUCGUCCCAGGUGUCUAUUCUCAUGGCAGGAGGGUUUUCAGGUGUGUUCAGUUGGGCGCUAAUCUUCCCGGUAGACACCACCAAGUCCUUGAUCCAGAAGGAUGUGGUGACAAACAUUUUACGUAAGGAACAGGGCUUGGAACCUCUUCCUCCAAAGCAUAGAAAGCUCCAGAAAAUAGAAAGGAGAUUAUACAGAGGUCUAGGUAUCUCAAUGUCUAGAUCUUUCCUUGUUAACAUGGUCUUUUUUAACGCCUACGAGCUUUGUAUGAGAUAUAUUGCUUAG
Molecule: messenger RNA, 1014 nt
Organism: Scheffersomyces stipitis CBS 6054
Lineage: Eukaryota; Fungi; Ascomycota; Pichiomycetes; Serinales; Debaryomycetaceae
Gene: ORT2
Exons: 1
Coding region: 1-1014 (337 amino acids)
Biological process (GO): transport
Molecular function (GO): transmembrane transporter activity
Source: RefSeq, a predicted model, not a curated record